Molecule: messenger RNA, 879 nt
Organism: Bactrocera tryoni
Lineage: Eukaryota; Metazoa; Arthropoda; Insecta; Diptera; Tephritidae
Exons: 4
Coding region: 1-498 (165 amino acids)
Source: RefSeq, a predicted model, not a curated record
AUGUCAAAUAACCAAUCAGAUGAUGAUAUUGCAUCCAUGAGCGCUGCAGCAGUAAUGUGUCGUGAUGCUACCACAAUACAGCAGUGGAAUGUAGUGAAAAUGGUGAAAUACUUGGGCUCACAUGAAUUAUGUGUAGCAUUUGCUGAGUAUAGGGAUGACUAUGCGAGCGUUGAAAAGAAAUUCUCAUCUGCCACUAUCUCCGACUGGUAUAGCUACUGCAGGGUAGCAGUAGUUUUAUUUCAGUUAGACCACCAAAAAUUCAAAGGGAAGAUUGGUGGUCCAGGAAAGGUAGUGCAGAUUGACGAAAGUAAAUUCGGAAAACGCAAAUACAACAAAGGAAGACGCGUAGAAGGGCAUUGGGUCCUGGGUAUGAUAGAGGAUGGCAGUGAGGACCUCAGACUGGAGGUAUGCCCGGACAACGUACGUUCCGCUGAGGUCCUCAUCCCUCUUAUUCGCAAAAAUGUACGAGAAGGAACAACUAUAAAAACAGAUUUUUAGCGCGCAUACGAAUGCCUCCCUGAAUAUGGUUACAUCCAUAAAAAGGUUAACCAUAGUGACCCUGGCAAUCCCUUUAUCGCCGAGGAUGGCACAAACACACAAAGAAUUGAGUCUCAUUGGCGUGUGGUAAAGAGAUUUUUUUACAAAGACAACUAUAAUAAUCCGGCAAACUUUGCUGAUGUUAUAGUAGAGUUUUUAUGGAGGCGGGAAAUGCAAAAAAAAAAAUACAGAUCCAUUUAAUGCUUUACUGGGUGUUAUUAAAUACUUGUAUAACACGAAAUAAAAAAACUAAAACAUACAAAUGAAAACACAAUUUUAUUAUUUAGAGGGUCUUGUUUAAAUGGUUGGUUGGGUUAUCUUGGUACUUCAACUACUUGUAUG